UCGACCUACAGUGUGUCGACACAGGCAGCUGUUACGCAGCAAAGCUUUACAGUUUUUGCUAUUUUAAUCAUAUUUUUUGAGUAGUUUAAGAAUCAAUGUCUCGAUUUAAUAAUAAUCGCGGCGGCAUGGGGAUGAAUCAUUUCCAGCCACGCAGAGGAGGAGGACCCGGCGGACCCAUACGGGGUGGGUUGAUGGGAAACCCAAAUUUCAGGAAUCAUCCUUUUCAGAACCAGAAUCAAAAUCAACAUCGCAGAGGGGGACAGAACAACUUCAAUAGACCGCCUCACCAGGGGCCUCAGACGACUCCCCAGAAGCCACAGAACCAGGGACUGCCCAUCAUUCCUCCGCCGGCUCCGGGCCCGGCGCUCACCAUGAAAGGCCCGAUGCAGCAGCAGCAGCAGAAGCCAGAGGAGCCGAAGACACCGGCGACACCGGCGACACCGACCACCCCCGCUACCCAGCCCAAGAUCCAGUCACCACCACCCAAACCAAACAUAACCUCUCCCCAGCCCAACCAGGAGAACAAGAACCAGAACCAGAACCAACAGAUCAAAUCACCGGCGGAAAACACCAAUGGACAGCAGCAGAAGCCACUUCCGAGCCCAAAGUCAGGGCCCCCACAAGGCCCCAAGUCAGGGCCCCCGCAAGGCAUGAAGCCGAGUCCGCAACAGAGCCCGAGGACGGGCCCCCCGCCAGGCCAGAGGUCAGGCCCGCACUCAGGCCAGAGGUCUGGCCCCCCACAAGGCCAAAGGUCGGGUCCACAGUUGACUCCCAACAGGCCCAAACAGGACCAGGCGGGAUCGGAUCGCAAGGCCUCAAACGACAACGCAGACGAGAGCCAUCCUAAGGAAUUCAGGGCGACUCUGUCCAUGUUGCUGAAACCCGGUGAGAAGACCUACACACAGCGGUGUCGCCUCUUCAUCGGUAACCUGCCCAACGACAUCACAGAGGACGAGUUCAGGAAGCUGUUCGCCAAAUAUGGAGAGCCAAGCGAGGUCUUCAUCAAUAAGAGCAAAGGCUUCGGGUUCAUCCGAUUGGAGUCCCGUGCACUCGCCGAAAUAGCUAAGGCAGAGUUAGACGACAUACCAAUGAAAGGAAGACCCCUGCGUGUCCGAUUCGCCACACACUCUGCAGCUCUGUCUGUGAAGAACCUGUCACCGUUUGUUUCCAAUGAGCUAUUGGAAGAAGCUUUCUCACAGUUUGGCAUGGUGGAAAGGGCCAUCGUCAUCGUUGAUGACCGCGGGCGCUCCACAGGCAAGGGUAUUGUGGAGUUUGCGUCCAAACCCGCUGCCAGAAAGGCCCUGGACCGUUGCAAUGAGGGCGUUUUCCUGCUCACAGCGUCACCCAGACCAGUUAUCGUAGAGCCUCUCGACCAGUUUGAUGAUGAGGAUGGUCUGCCAGAGAAACUGGCACAGAAGAACCCCAGAUAUCAAGCAGAGCGGGAAGAACCUCCUCGCUUUGCUCGUCCAGGCACGUUCGAAUUCGAGUACUCCAAGCGCUGGAAGUCCCUUGACGAAAUGGAGAAACAGCAGAGGGACCAGGUGGAGAAGAACAUGCGUGAAGCCCGUGAGAAGCUUGAAAGUGAGAUGGAGGACGCUUAUCACGAACACCAGGCCAACCUGCUCAGACAAGAUCUGUUGAGGCGACAGGAAGAACUGAGGCGGAUGGAGGAGUUGCACAGUCAGGAGAUGCAAAAGAGGAAGGAGAUGCAGAUAAGGCAAGAAGAAGAGCGUCGCAGGCGAGAGGAGGAGAUGCUUCGCAAGAGAGAGAUGGAAGAACAGAUGCGCCGCCAGCGUGAGGAGAACUACAGAAUGGGCAACUUCAUGGAUAGGGACAGGGAAAUGAGAAUGAAUUCUGGCGGAGCUUUGGGAAUGGGUGAUAUGCCCUUUGCAUCCAACCAGAAGUUCCCUAUGGGUGGACUGGGCUUUGAGGGACAGCCGGGAAUGGGACCAUCUGCAGGAGGCUUAAUGAACAACGAAAUGCGCAAUGAGCGCUUCGCCCAGGGUGGUCCUAGGGGAAUGGGUCCUGGUAACCCCGGGUACGGCAGGGUCCGCGAGGAGUUUGAUGGUCCUACUAAGAAACCCCGUUUUUAAACGCUUCCCUUUGAUGCUCUUAGCAGCACCAUUUGUAUAGAUUCUCCAAAACAAAUAUGUUGAGCUACAUUUCUUGUAUUUAAGUUUAAAAUGUUGCUACGUUUUAGCUUGACAAUUUUCUCUUUUUAUUACAAAGUCAAUAUUUUCAUUUAUUUUGUAUUGUCAGUAGUAUGAAAAAUAGGUCACAUUCGUGUGAUCAUUAGUUCUAUCUAACCCCUGUAUGAUUUACUUUUCUAGAUGUAUUAUGCUCUGUGAGUCGUCGUGAAGUGAUAACUGUAAAAUAUUUCUCUACUUUCUAUGGCUGUGUUUUGUGCCAUACAUUUGGAGUCAAAGCAUGUAUUAUAAUAAAGAGACAUUGGUUCUAUCAGGACAAACCAAACAUUUAUUCUUAAAAGUUGAAUUAUUGUUCAAAAACAAUCAAACUCAAAUUGGUGGUUCACACUAAUUAAAUACUGUGGAUAGAUUUGCCACAUUAGGUCUUAAAGGCUCUAUGUGUUAUCUCUGCCACAAUCCUGAUAUCUUUUAUUCAGCGUCAUAUAUAACAAAAUCUAAUAAACAAGGCAUUGCUCCACGUCAAGCUAUGCUUGCUGCUAAUGCCCCACCACGUGCUCCACUUCC
Messenger RNA from Scomber japonicus (chub mackerel), 2711 nucleotides. It is a transcript of the gene sfpq, whose product is annotated as splicing factor proline/glutamine-rich. The coding region runs from base 96 to 2093 and encodes 665 amino acids. The record is from RefSeq and is a predicted model, not a curated record. The transcript has 10 exons. Gene Ontology annotation, biological process: regulation of DNA-templated transcription. NCBI's taxonomy places the organism in Eukaryota, Metazoa, Chordata, Actinopteri, Scombriformes, Scombridae. Gene Ontology annotation, cellular component: nucleus. Gene Ontology annotation, molecular function: RNA binding.